Molecule: messenger RNA, 1125 nt
Organism: Psilocybe cubensis
Lineage: Eukaryota; Fungi; Basidiomycota; Agaricomycetes; Agaricales; Agrocybaceae
Exons: 2
Coding region: 1-1125 (374 amino acids)
Source: RefSeq, a predicted model, not a curated record
AUGAGCACCGUGCAAUCGCGCAUCUCCACCUUUGAGUCCCUCGGCGGUCGUGCGUCAGCGCCAGCACGAGCACCAUCGCCAUCGCCAUCGCCGCCGCAGCUCGGACGGAGCACAUCGCUGCUCGAUCUCAGAGACAGCGACUGGAUCGUCGACGACGGACCCGGGGCACGCACGCCGACUGCGCCGCUGAUCAGCUUUGAAGCAAAGAGCAAGACGCGGCCACCGAUAAAACCCAAGCCAGCGAGUCUGGCAGUGCCUGGGGGAGGGAAGCAGACAGCGCACGGACCAUCGUCCUCCAUCUCGUCCUUCCACUCAGUCUCCCUCUCCUCGGACACCGCGCCCGCCGAGGACGACACUACAGACGACUCUCUUGACUGGGUUCUGCCCCGCCAGCCCCCCAAGCUUCCCCAGCGGCCCCGCCCCUCCCGCCCCGUCUCCCCCGUCCUCUCCCCCGCCUCUUCCUCCAGCUCCCUGCCUUACACUCCCCGCCGCCCCGCCCCGCCGCCCCCACAGCCACUGCCCCCGCCCCUCCCCUCCCGCUCAUCAGACCGCUCCUCCAUCCGCAGCAUCGCCACCACCAACUCCUCCCUCGCUGCGAAAACAAAGCGUCCAACUCCCGUGCCCCUCGCUGCACGCAGGCGCUACGAGGCCGUCUUCACCGCCAAUGUCAUCCAGCGUCGCCGCGCACAGAAGCGCUCCUCCACUGAAAAACCUGCCCUUCUCAGCCCCGGCGAGGCACGCGGUCGUCGCGCUCUCGGCUGGCGCGGUCUCUCCAUCGAUCUCAUAACGGGCGAUGAGCUCCCAGAACCUGUAGACGAAUCAGUCGGCCCCGACGACGUCCUCGAGGCCGCCAUCGUCCGUUGCAUCUGGAAAAAGUCGCGUCUCUCCAACGCACAACUCGCCGACAUCUGGAACGAGUGCGACAUCGCAGGAAAAGGCGCCCUCAACAUCGAUGCGUUUGUAAAGGGCAUGUGGCGCAUAGACGAAGAGCUCCGUCGCGCCCAAACCCACGCCAUCAAGUCCGCCACCAACGGCGCAGCGACCUACCGCUCCAACAGUCUGCGCUCGACCAGCAGCGCACAUCGACAGCACCAUUCUCAUAGACCGCGCGACAUUCUACGCUGA